AUGUUACUUUCCAAGGAUAACGUGUUGCACUUUACAUAUGAUUCGGAGCUCGUACAGAUUGAGGCUUGGGGGCCGAACGCUUUUCGAGUUCGAGCCACCAAAUUUCACACCUUGCCAGCCGACAAGUGGGCUUUGAUAGAAACCCCUCCACCAGCCACACCAUCAAUAACUAUAAAGGAAGACCAUGCCACAAUUGCCAACGGCAAUAUCGAGGCAACUAUUUCCUCCAAGGGCAAAAUCGUCAUCAAGAAUGCCAAAGGGGAGCUCUUGCUUGAGGAAUAUGCGCGCAACCGGAACGACCUCUCCGACCCAAAAUGCAGUUCUCUCAAUGUCGAAGGAAGAGAAUUCAAGCCUUUGCUUGGAGGUGACUAUCAUCUCACCUAUCGGCUGGAGUCAAUUGAUCCCAAGGAAAAAUUAUACGGUAUGGGCCAAUAUCAACAGCAAUUUCUUGACCUGAAGGGACUUGAUCUGGAGAUGGCACAACGGAAUUCCCAAGCAAGCGUUCCCUUCAUGUUGUCGAGCCUAGGAUACGGGUUUCUUUGGAAUAACCCUGCCGUAGGCCGAGCAGUUCUCGGAAAGAACACAAUGAGUUUCGAGGCCUUGUCUACUAAAGUCCUCGACUACUGGAUCGUAUGCGCCGACACUCCCGCUCAAAUCGUCGAGGCAUAUGCAGAUGUCACGGGGAAAGUCCCUAUGAUGCCCGAGUAUGGACUAGGUUUCUGGCAGUGUAAACUGCGAUACCAAACACAAGAAGAGCUGUUGGACGUCGCACGGGAGUACAAGAAGAGGAAUCUGCCACUUGAUGUCAUAGUUGUGGACUUUUUUCACUGGCCAAAGCAGGGAGAAUGGAAGUUUGAUCCUACAUACUGGAAAGACCCCGACGCCAUGAUCAAGGAGCUGCAAUCGAUGAACAUCGAGCUCCUGGUUUCAAUUUGGCCCACGGUCGAUAAGACGUCGGAAAACUUCAAACAUAUGCUCGAGCACGGCCUGCUCAUCCGGCAGGAUCGCGGCCUUCGAACCUCGAUGGAUUUCCAAGGCGACACGAUCCAUGCCGACUUCACGAAUCCUGAAGCGAGAGAUUUUGUCUGGAAGGUAGCCAAGAAGAAUUACUAUGACAAAGGGGUCAAGUUGUUCUGGCUGGACGAAGCGGAACCAGAAUAUAACGUGUAUGACUUUGAUGUCUACCGCUAUCACAGCGGAAGUGUGCUCAGCACGGGCAACGCGUAUCCGGUUGAGUACGCGAAGGCGUUCUAUGAGGGCAUGACAAAUGAUGGAAAGCAAGAAAAUGUCGUAAACCUCAUCCGUUGUGCAUGGGCUGGAAGCCAGCGAUACGGGGCGCUGUUGUGGAGCGGUGAUAUUGCGAGCAGUUGGAAGGCCUUCAAGGAUCAAUUUGCAGCAGGUCUAAACGUUGGGAUCGCGGGAUUGCCCUGGUGGACUACGGAUAUCGGUGGCUUCCUCGGCGGCAAUCCAACAUAUCCAGAGUUUCGUGAGCUGUGCACACGAUGGUUUCAAUAUGGCUGCUUCUGCCCAGUCUUCAGACUCCAUGGCGACCGAGAGCCGCAGCAGCCGCAACAGGGCACUACCGGCGGUGCAACAUGUCUCUCUGGCGCUCCCAACGAGAUCUGGUCGUUCGGCGAGGAAUCCUACGAGAUUAUGAAGAAGUAUCUCCACUUGCGCGAGAAGCUUCGGCCUUAUAUCCGUGAGGUCAUGAAGCAGGCACACGAGAAGGGUUCACCAGUCAUCAGAACCCUCUUCUACGAGUUCCCACAGGACAAACAGUGCUGGGAGGUUGACGAUCAGUACUUCUUUGGUCACAGGUACCUUGUUGCGCCGGUGUUGAAUGCGGGUCAAUCUAAGAGGGAGGUGUAUUUGCCGAAGGGUGCGAAGUGGAAGAGGUUUGACGACGGGGAGGUGAAGAAUGCUGAGGAGCUGGAGGGUGGGAAGGUUGUUGAGGUCGAGUGUCCUUUGGCAGUUAUGCCCGUAUUUGAGAGAGUUUGA
Exophiala aquamarina CBS 119918 is the source of this 1998-nucleotide messenger RNA. RefSeq names its product alpha-D-xyloside xylohydrolase. NCBI's taxonomy places the organism in Eukaryota, Fungi, Ascomycota, Eurotiomycetes, Chaetothyriales, Herpotrichiellaceae. The coding region runs from base 1 to 1998 and encodes 665 amino acids. The record is from RefSeq and is a predicted model, not a curated record. Gene Ontology annotation, molecular function: hydrolase activity, hydrolyzing O-glycosyl compounds; carbohydrate binding. Gene Ontology annotation, biological process: carbohydrate metabolic process. The transcript has 5 exons.